AUGGAGGUUCUCUCCCCGCAAAACCAGUCUAUAGAUGGUGAGUAGUCUACGUUUCUUCUGGUGUAAUUUUUUCAGCCAUCAGUAAUUUGUCUGGUGGAAAGCGGACGGCGAACACAAGCCUUUCAGCUGGGCAUAUGUCUCCCUGCUUGUGAGACGUCGUUAACUUUGGACGCACGAUAUUUAACUGUUUUUAUUUUGCACGAUCUUUACUGCUUACUUGAACGUCAUAUUUUUAGUUUGUUACUUCAGAUGUUUUAUUUCAUAUUGGUUUCGAGAUUCGCCACAAAACUAGCACGGUGCUUAACUAUGAACACCAUCGGUUCCAAAGCUGGAGCGAGAUGCGGUUUCUUGGCCGUCAAUUAUUCAUUCUAAAUUUCACGAAUCUGUUUAGGGUUCAUUAGUUAUCCAAAUGCUGUCUAAGAGGCCAUUCGUUGACUUUUUCUAUUUUUUAAAUGGAGUAAAGAUUUCAUUUUUGUGGAGUGUCAAGUUUAAUCGAAAAGUAAGCCAUCGUCGUGUAACGAGCGAGUUUUAACUACGUGGAAUGCUUGUGUCAGACCUAUUUUCCGCUGCUCGUCAGAAUUCAUCUACAUAUGAUAAUCUUAUAACGCGAAAGCGGAUAAUAAUUUGUGGUAGGAGGGGCUGAUAAACAAAGCGAUCGUUAAAAACCGUAAAAUCCUGGCAAUAUUUUAAGCUGAGCUGUGAUUCCUGUGAUGUGCUCAAGAAAGCGAAAAAUUAUUCUGUGUGACACAAAUUUCAUUUUGCGCGUCAUUGCUAUUUGUUUUCUCUAGUUAUCAAUCGUGGAGGAGACGGGAGAAGGUUUAAGUAAUAGGCCGUUGAAAAAAUAUAUUUUAUCUGUUUUCCAAACUUUGUGGUUGUUUUCUUCUCCAAAGAGGUUUUUCUUUAGUUGCAAAUGCGUGAUGAUUGAUGGUAAUUAACAAUUCGUGGUCCAAAGGGUCUCAACCUUUACCUAGCGUCGCUACGGGGUAUUCCAUAGCACGAGUUGGCAACGGUUUCGAAUGCUCUCGGUCUAUUUGUUCAGUUUUCAAGGUUAUUUGUAAACGAUCAUCUACUGUCUGGCAUCAAGUGAGAACUAUUUUGUCGUGUUAGCUCAACUCUUAUGGGACGACAGGAAACAUUUACCUCCCCGGAGGGUCACCAUAUCGCUUAUUACCUUCGAGAAAUGCGUUCGGUUUGUUUCGUCUCACACUACAUAAAGUGGUCGUAAAUUAUGCAAAGCCUAGCUUUUGUCUCGCUAAAUUGUUUACUUGACUAUCACUGCACAAAGACCAAACUUGACGCCUAAUGUUGAAUAACAAACCCAAAUAAAUCACAAUCUCGCCACAACUCACUCGAAAUGUCGAUAUCAAUUCAGAUAGUGCUUUCAAAUUCGAUCAGACUGUAAUUUAAGGGUUUGUUUCGAAAUAUUUCAACUCGUUAUCAAAAUUAUUUUUGUCGCAAUUUGCUGAUACAUUAGAUUUCCCAUGAACCACAGGAUAAGAAAUCCACCUGUUACCACAGGAGAAAUGAACUUGUUAUCUUUAGAUUCAUUACUGGCAACUCUUAAAAUCAUGCUGCUGUGUGAGAUUGGAAUUCAUGUCGUGGCUUAAUUGCCAACCUGACCUAAACAGGUAGAAUAUUUCGUAAAUAACUUAAUCUUAUUUGAUGGCCUUUGUGUGUUUAGUUUUUUUCUUAAUUUUUUCUCAAUGUGUGUCAAGAAAUACUUGCAUAUUAAUACAGAGGAGUAAUUUUCAAACACAAUUUAUUUUGUAACAGAAUGGAUAUUGUUAUUUAGUUUCAUGUUACUUGUUAUGCUGAAUAGAAACACAAAUUCGGUUGUGAGAUAUCAGCAAAGCCAUAUCUAGAAAAAUUAACUGUGUGGUUGUGGCAAAGUUUAUUGUUUGUCCUGCGAGGAAAACAUUGAUCUUGCUGACAGCACAAUUACCUGCCAUCUUAUAAAGAAAAUGUGAAAAGUGAUAGUUCUCUACACCAAGAGUUUUAUAACAAUGGCUUUAUAUCAGGAAUGAAAACAAUGCUGUGCAUAAAUAUAUAUUUGUUAAAAAAUUGUUUUUUAUGCCUCUUGAGGCAUGUUACUAGAAUUUAUGCAUUGUUCUGAACAAUUAGAUUAGGUUGAGCAUGGUCAUUCAUGGGAUUGGUUACCAGGAAGUUACCUAAACCUUGUCUUUCUCAAGUUCUCAACUCAUUAUUAAUAUAAUUUAGGUAAAAAUUAGUUUAUUCACAUAAAUUUAUCUUGAAAAAACUGGUUACAGAGGUUAAAGCAAGCAGUAUGUUUUCUGUGGUUUCCUCUGACAGCUGUACUGUUAAUCUAUAUUUGUCUGCUUUCCAGAACUCUUUGUGGUAGUCUACAAAUCUUCUAAACAUUUUCCAGAAAAUUUCUAUUUUCAUUACUGCAUGGUGCACAGUCUUCCCAAUCCCUGUGGUCAGUGGCCUCUUUGUUUUUGCUAAUAAAUGUGUAAUCCUCAAUUUUAUUUUAAGAUUAUUCCUCCUUGGAUGAGUCUUGGGAUUCCCGUCUGCCAACUCCUCUUGCAUUAGACUUUUCUUCACUGAGGGAGGAAGAAGAUUCCAUCCCAAACACACAAAGGGGCCUGUCAGAUGUGGAAGGACAAGACUUAUAUGUUGAUAGUCUUGGUUAUGAAGGUUUGUGGUCAGAGAAAGAUGUUUUUUUUUCAAAAUAAUAUAAAAAUGGUGGUCCUUCCUGUCUGUAUGUACAUGUGAGGUCUCAUAAGUCUUGUAAGCAUAGAUAUAUUUUAUAACUCCCCAAAAUGUUAAUAUUGUACAAAGACGGAUAUUGUUGUAUAAUAACUGAAAAGUCAAAGUAAAAAUUGAGAGAGAUGUGAGUGUAAGGCCAAUCAUUAAUGAUUUCUGUAAAUAUACACUGUAAGUUGCUUAUUUUAGGCAUCAUGAUCUGGAUGUGAUGUUGAUGUGUAAAGAGAAACAACCAAAAGUACAAUAUUGUGCAAAAGUAUGUGUAACAAGUGAAAUGCACAAAUUUGAUUUUUUGUUGUCUGGAAUUUUAGAAGAAAUUUUGCCCAAAAAGCUGUGAAAUCAACAUGUAAACAUGUAAAGCAAUGUGUUCACUCAAAGGAAACACUUUCAAAGCCUUUAGCUGAAAGACUUUUCACUAUGUUGCUUUUUCAAAUUCACAUAGUUCACCUCAGUCAUAGUGAUACACCAUAAUGAAUCUAUCACAUUGCAAUCAGGUACAAUUAUUUUUACCAUGAUGACUUGUCUUCUUAUUUGAUAGUACAAGGAACAGUGCAGAGACAAGGUUAAUUGUCAGAAAAAUUGACAUGCUUCUGCCUAAACUUGUGUGGAAAUUAGCACUUAAAAACACACAUCAGCCAAAACAAUGGAGUUCUACAAAAAUUUGGCUGUGAACUAAGGUUCAUUAUAUUUCAUUGAAAUUCCCAAAUUUGUAACCUUUUCCAGAUUUGGCUUUCACUACUUUUGCAAAUUAUUGUACAAUGAUGAAAUCCAUUUAAAGCAGUUUAUUAGAAUGAACAAAGUGAUCAACUCAGCUAGACCUCUCAAACAGUUUUUCAAGUUUUUAACAUCAUACAUCUUAAAUAUAUGCUUAAAAUACUGGUUGGCCAUUUAUAGAUUUUUCAGCCUCACCGUCUGGUUUGAAUGGGUAUAUGGCAAUUAAUGGUACUAGAGAAAAUGAUACUGAUUACCUUCGGAUGGCAAAGAAAGGUGGUGGACAUGCAGGUUUGUGUUUAAUUUUUUUAAAAUAAAAUGUCAGUCCAUGCAGUUGUUUACCAUGAAGGAGAUGACCAUGAACUACAGAAACCAACAUAAACCGGCUACUUGUAACUUUCUCCCUUCAUGUUAUAAAUUUGACAGAGCUACUUUACAAAGACUACAUGAACUUUGUAAAACAUUUCAAAAUAAACCAGCAGGGUCAUUUUGGGAAGUUUUAUUCCUCAAUUUAAGAGUGCUGAGAGUAGAAAGUAUGUUUUUGAGAGAGUUAAGUUAGGGUACAAUGUAAGACUUUGUUAUGGAACAUGCUUCAAGAAAUUGAUUAAAACUGCCCCAACUUCAAAGUGCAUGACUUCAAGACAAGCAAAAUUUAGAGUCUAAAACACUUUAUGUGAUAAGCUGAAUUAUACAUUUUGAUUGGUUCUUACAGAUGCAUAGAAGAUUUCACUACCAACACCAUUUUUUUUCCAUAUAAAACAAGUCAAUUCCAUUUUGCUGUGGGCGUAUACAAUAACAGAUCACAGAAGAGUGUAUUGGGUGUGCCUCAUGGGACACUUUUUUGUUGUGGGCCUCACUGAAGAUUCUUUUAGGCAAUGAGCUCCCACCAAAAAUAGUUUUGAUGAAAUAAGUAAUGUUACUCACAUUUUUUUCGUUAUCACUAUUAUUAAAUUGGUUUGCUCCAGCUGUAGCCUUUGUUAUCUAAAUUCAUUUAGGGUUUGAAUUUCCAAUGAUGUAAAAUUAUAGUAAUUCUCAGCCAAUUACAUUUGCCACAUGAGGUUAUUGAGUUAGGUUUUUUUGUUUUUUUUUUUUUAGAGUUUGGUUAUGAAACAGUGGCCAAAGCAUACUUGGGCUCUGGUGGUCAUAUAAGUCAGAGUUAUUGUCCCAAACUGGAGUUUUCAGUUUAAGACCAGGGUUUGUGACAAUUUAAAACCUGAGCGAUAGUAAACCAACAAAUAAUUUUCAUUCUACAGAUCUGUUAAAAGUAGAACCCCACACACCCACUCCUGAACCAGUCAGAUAUGACAAGAAGGAUGGACAGUGGUACACCCAUGAUGGAGUGGAUGUCAAGGACACUCAACAAAAGAAAGGUGAGAGUUCUUUGACAUUACAUCUUAUCACAACUUGUAUUAUUAAUAUCAUAAUGUGGGGUGGGGGGUGGAAUCAUAAAAAUUUCACAGUCGUAAAAUUUUAUUGUUCACUUUCUAAUACCUUCUCUUAGAAAUGAUUACAUUGUCCAGGGAUCAACUAUCUUCAUCUGCUAAAAGCUCAGUAGACAUAGAGACGGAUACAGAAUAUCUUCAACUUGCAAAGAAAGGUGGAGGGCGUAAAGGUAACCCUUAGAAGAUCUUAACACAAGUAACAAUGUUGAUGAAGUUUGGGGUUUGAUCAGGAAUUCUCAAAGUAAUCUUUUGUUUUUAAUUGAUUAACUUGUUGAAUAAUUUUCUAGUACUGCUAGUGUCAUUAUGUCCAUGCGGUGUAGUCUUCAAAAUCACAAAAAAUCAUGUAACUUUGCCCUAAAAUGAAAACUCAAUGAUGGAGUUUUCAUUUUGGGGCAAAGUUACAUGAAGACUUGCUAGGCGUUGGCAAGCUUCAAAGAAAUUGAGGUAUAAUUACAUGAUUUGUUUCUGCCAAAUGUAUCAAUAUUCCUUGGAAUCCUAGUUGUGUUAGUCAUUUUUCAUAGUCAGCUCUUUGGUGCUACAUAUAAACACAUUCUCCUGUAAGUACUAAUAAACAUUUUUGUAAAACUACUUCAGCAUCCAUGCUUAUUAGUUGUUUGUAGUUUUGACUGUUCCUCUUAAAUAUUAGAUUUAUUAACAGUAGUUCCCCACACACCCACUCCUGAACCAGUCAAAUACACCAAGAAGGAUGGACAGUGGUACACACAGGAUGGAGUGGAUGUGAAAGAGACCCAACAGAGGAAAGGUGCAGUAUAAUUUGUAAAUUUUGUCACAAAUUGUAUUUCCCCUCAUGAAUUGAAGCUGGUCAGCCUUAUGCAUAUUAUUAGUUGAUUGUAAAAGAACUGCAAUUACCCAUGGCCUUCAUGAUGACUGCGACUAUUGAAAUAAACCAGUUGAUGACAAACCAAUGAUAUGGGUUAUUUCUUUCUAUACAUCACUGGAGCAUUGUCAUUACCAUUGUAACUUGAUGAGGCGACUAUUUAAAAGGGAAAUUUUUUAAUUCUGUCAAUCUAUGUACUGGAUUUUGCAUCUUACCCUGGAGAAAUGUGUUAACCACCCUUUGACAAAGAUCUGUAAGAUUUUAUUAUACCUUUAAUAAGAUCAUAUAUAGUUGUGUUGUACAUCCCCCCCUCCCCCAAAUUUGUAGGUUUACAUGAAUCUGUUUGAGUAUUGUAAAUUAUCCUCUUGAUGAUAUAUAGGAAUGGACUGUUAUAAGACUCGUGUAUGAUUUAGAAUUCUUGGAAGUGUUUGGUAGCUCUUUGAUUGUACUCUAGCAAACAAAAUUUGCAAACUUGCUAAUUUGAUAAUUGUGGUGGUUUCUUUUCCAUAACAGACUUGUCUUUGGCCUUGAAUGGUUUACUCCAUAAUGGUGAUGAUGCACAACUAGCUGCUGGAGGAAAGCACACAGAUUAUCUUGACCUGGCCAAGAAAGGUGGAGGACAUAAAGGUACCUAGCUGAUGACACAUAUUGGAACAUUUAUUUCUGAUCACUUAUUUGUAUUUUUGCAUUCUGCUUACAUGUAAAUCCAAGCUUAUCUUUGACAUUGUGUGUAACUGAGCAUAAAUCUUUUUGUUAUUUAAUAGUAUCUACUGCCCAGUCUUGUGUAUAGAUUUUUUUCACUUUUGCUGAGUUGAACAUUAAAGGGUUUGUAGGAACACAUCAAGGGCUCUUGAGAUUUGUCACUUUUAGCAUCUUAAAUAGCGUUUGACAAGACUUUUAGGGUUUACCUUUAGGGUCUUAGUAGGGUCUACCAUGUAGUUGACCAUAUUGCCUCCUUGAUAUUUGCUAUAUCAUUUCUCAGGAGACCUGUAUAAUGCUCAUGGACAAAUUGCAAAACACACCUGGACAAAUUGCAACUGUGAGCAGCUUGUACCAUGGAAGGGUGUAAAGUAGAAAAUACAGGCAGCGCAUGUACUUUUAGUUGGCCCUCCUUAGAAAAUUACAGGAAAUAUCACACUUGCCUACAAGUGUUUAAAUGCCUGCACAGUCUCAUGCCUGCCUAUCUUUUGUAUGGAUUUAGUUUUUCUAGCCAAUAUCUUGCCUACAAUACCUGAUAUAGAGAUCUUUUGUGAUUGCCUUUGGCCAAAACAUCCAAAUAUUAAGGUUCUUUUUGCUACAAAGGGGCAAAGGUGUGGAUUACUCUAACUAGUAAACUGCAAAACGUAACUUCACUGCCUAAUUUUCAAAAGAUUUCUCAAACUUCAUUUAUGUAAUUGGUGUAAUGUACUUUGUAAUGUAGCAUAUAUAUUGUAUAUCCUAUGUGUCAAUUGUAAUUUGUGUUGUAGGCUUCUUUUGUAUUUUGUAUUUCUAGAUACAUCUUGUUUUACUCAAUAUGUCCUAAGCAGGCCCCCAUUCAAACCUGCUUGAAGCUGAACUGGGCCAGCCUGCAUUAAUAUAAUUGCUAAUAAAUGAAUAAACAAAUAAACGUUGGAUGUAUAUUGAAGGGUUGGACUAGGUACAGAUGUAACCCCAUGUACUGAAUACAACAAAAUUAAGGGAAAUUCACAUUUAUUAAAUAAGUUACAUGUAAUUCAUAUGCAAAUAUAUUGGAACUUGUUGUAUGGCACAGUGAACAUUUGUUGACCACAGUAGUUCAAUGGUUUAAAGACUUAUGACUUAUGCUUGUUUAUAUAAUUGUCAUGUUGUCUGCAGAUUUAUUGAGCAUUCAAGCUCAUACUCCUUCACCUGAACCAAGACAGUAUGAAAAAAAACAAUGGGACUGGUACAAUCAAGAUGACAUGGUAAUCAGAGAUGGACCACAAGGUAAAGUAUGAUUCAGAUUCCAUAAAGAGAGUAGAUACAGUAUGCUUCUUACUCAAAGAAUUUUAUGUAUACCACACAGGAUACUUUUAUCCCCCUAAAAAACUUGUCAAGUGCAUCUACAUGUACAUGUUAGGAACAACUCUUGUUUAGGUUUAAUCUUUGAAAUAUUUAGAGCUCUUGUUUACUCUAUAAAUUGUAUCAGUGCUCAUAAUAAUCCUCUUAUAAAUCAUUGACUUAAUUGUGUAAAAGUAAGAACGGUGGAAUGCAUGUAGAAGAAUUCUGUUUGCUAUUUUUCAUGUCUGUGUCAUGUUCCGCUUGUUAUCCUUAAGCUUGUUUGAAAUACAUGAACAAAAAAUGUCAAGGGUGGGAUUUUCAGUUGAAAUACAUGAUCAAAAAGCAUCAAGGAAUAAUACAGAAAGUACUUUUAAGUGACAUUGUAAACCCAGCUUUUGCUGCUUUUGUGCAAUAUUAUGAGUGGACUUUUCAGUUGAAAUACAUGAACAAAAAGUGUCAAGGAAUAGUACAGAAAGUACUUUUAAGUAACAUUGUAGACCCAGCUUUUGCUGCUUUUGUGAAAUAUUAUGAUGAGAGAUUUUCAGUUUAGUGAGUUGAAAAAUCUGGUCAGAAGUUAGAUUGCUUUCUAGUUUCAAACAGUUAUAAACAUAGCCAUUCUGUUAUGUACAUUUCAGUCAGGGUACAUAGCUUAACAUGGUUUCUUCUUUCAUCAGACUCUGGAUCUGGUCAGAAUCGUCGUCGAACAUUUAGCGAUUCUGCAAGUGAGUGUAAAGCUGAGACAGAAUACCUGCAGACUGCAAGGAAAGGGGGAGGGCAUAAAGGUGAGGUUGACAGGGUUUUCACUGAUAUACACAAGAUUGCAAUAAUUUAAAAUGUGGUAUAGCAGCAACAGGAGAGUGUGGCUGAAAAAUUUCCAUUCAUGCCAGUAUUCCUCUGAACCUCAUGUGCCCAUUUCCCUUUAGUAGAAACAGUUUGGUUUUUUCGGUAUGUAGGUAGAUUUUCCCACAGAGCACAGUUUAAUUACCCAGGGAUACUUAUUGGCACUUGUCAAAAAAACUUCCAAAAAUGACCAAUGAUAUUUCCCAAACUUGUUUCCUUGUUCUGGUGUACAUUACAACAUCAUUACUAAAGAAUUCAUCCCCUACAAAAGGAAACAGAUGACAGACUUUGCAAUAAAUUACUUUUAUUUUUUAAUUGAUGAGUGUUGAAAUAUUCCAAAGUACAUGUAGGUACCCAUGUCAACACAUUCAAAUUGAAAUUUAAGGGUUUCCAGUUCACACUACAGUAAUUAUUGCUUGUAAGGACCAUGUUACUAACUUGGGGAUUUGGGCAUUAUUUGUAUUUAGUUGACUGUUAUAAGGAAGGCAAAGAGUUAAUUUUCUGAUCAAACAUGCAUCCCUCAGCUUGAUACAUUGACAUUCAUGAGAUGUCAUAUGCUUACUAAUUUUCCAUUCCUUAUUUUUAGUAUUAAGUGCUUCUCAUUACUCCAGCUUAUCUUUGAUUAUAGGGUUUGUAUAGAAAUUGUUGAGAGAGUAACUUCUGCAGCAAACAGAAUAUGAAAUUAUUUUUGUAAGAAAUGAAGGAAACAUUAUUUUGGAACAUUGUCAGGUUUUGACCCACUCAAUGAUAACUAAGAGGAGAAAAGGAGAUAUUUGAAUGAGUUUUUUUGCUAAAGUUGGCAAAGAUAGCGUCUGAUUUGAGGCAUUAGGUUCUUGAGGAGCCUCUUUAGCACCUUUAGGUGUAAUCAGUGGAUCUAUUAUAAAUGUAAGAGGUAUUCAUUUUUAAUUAUUUAUUUCAUUAUUUUUUUAUUAUUUCCUGCCUUAGAUCUGUUGUCAAUGGAACCUCACCUAACCUCCCCUGAACGGGUCAAUUAUGAAAAGACAGAUGGACAGUGGUACACUCAUGAUGGUGUGGAUAUUAAAGAAACACAAGGGAGGAAAGGUAGAACUGAAAACAAUCACAGCUUCACUUAAAAGCUGUUGCCUUGUCAGUCUCCAUGAAACAUACUUUAAUGCACUGAAGCUUCAUUUAUGGGUCUGCUUUUAUGAAUUUACUCACAUUGUAUAAAUAGCGAUUAAAACUGACCAACGGAUUAAGUUGUUAUGAAUAAUAAGUAGCAUAAGUAUGUUAAAGGUACACCAGUAGACUCACUGUCUUACCUAGGAAAGUUAUGUUUCAAAACUUGUUCAUUAUGCCACCUUGUUCUUUGGUCUAUCAUGGGCACACAGCUGUAUAUUUGUGACUGCAUCAUUGUGUCCUUUAGUGUGUUGAUUACUUAAUAAUGUUUGUAUCAUUAAGUGCAAACUCAACUACAGUUCUGAAAGUUUGAAAGUAUUGGAGUUGCCUUACCAGGAAGUAUAUAUAUUCAAUCAAAUGUUACAUACUCUCUCACGUUUUCAUAUCUUUAAAACACAGACAGGCGCAUUCAUUAAAAUAAAUGUAAAUGAUGUAAAGGAAGGGUUCUGAGUUUUCAUGGCUUUUUUUCUCAAGGACUGGAUGAAGUUAUUGUACCAGUUUGGGCUAGAUACUCUGAUGAACAGUUCCUAUGCCUCAAUAUCUGUUAAUUUUUAUUCCUGUUUACUCUUUUUAGAAAUGGUUACCCUGCCUAAGAACCCAUGUCCAUCAAGUACAGCAAGUUCAAUAGAUAUAGAGAUAGAUACAGAUUACCUGAAGACUGCUAAGAAAGGUGGAGGGCAUAAAGGUCAGUCUUAAAUGUAAACAUAGCAUGGCUGGAAUUAUGAUGCAUACAUCUGGAUCAGCAUUAUAUUUUAACUCUGGGUUAGGGUUUUUGAUAAAAAAAGAAGAAGUGUGAUGGGUUUGAAGAAUAAUUUUUCAUAUCAAAGAUUGGUUGUUUAUCGUACUUGUAAUGGUGAAUGCCACAAGUUGAAGUUCUUGCUUCAUGGAUCUUCUAUACUUUUAACCAGUGUACUUCAAACUUCCCGUGUACUUCAUAUCUUGAUGAACACACGCAUGAUGUAUGAACCAAUUGUUAAUUGGUUGAGGUGUUGUGUAGCUAAUAGCAGUGAACCAUCUUGAUACAAAGUUAGCAACACAUGAACAAUGGACUCCAUUGUUCGGCAAAACCAGCAUUAUUGCACAUAGAACAUUCUGAUCAGAAAUGAUUUGUGAUAGUUAAAUGUACCUUAUAUUGUGGAAAAACAAUCAGAUUCUAAUCCAUUAUAAAACUUUGUUGAUUUUACUUUUAAAAUGUAAUUUUCUUUAGUUACUAAUGGCUACACAGGGAAUAACCUUUUCUUUGAGAACCAUAAUAUUUGGUUUUAGGAUAUUAUGGCAACAAUAAAUAAGGUUCACCAAUAGUAUAUUUCUAUAGUUUAAGGAAAAAUAAUUUUAUCUGGUAAAUUUGCCAACAGACUUGUUGACAGUAGAACCUCACAAACCCACUCCUGAACCAGUCAGUUAUGACAAGACAGACGGACAGUGGUACACUCACAAUGGAGUGGAUGUGAAAGAGACUCAACAGAGGAGAGGUAAUUCUUGUUGAAUGUGAGGAUUAUAAGUUUUGUUCACUGAUUGGGGAUAGGUACAUGUAAAUGGAUUUGAUAAACAAUUUGAGAAAGAAAUGGAUAUACAUAUUUUAUAGUAUACACCUUAUUGUAUAUAUUCACUUGACUGUAUAUAUUCAUGUUAUCUUGAAUUGGUAUAUUUCAGACUUGUCAUCUAGUCUUAAUAACAGUCAAGACUGUGAUGUCCUAGCUGCUGGUGAAAACUGUGGAGAAUACUUACAACUUGCCAAGAAAGGAGGAGGACAUAAAGGUAAACACUAGUCAGCAGUUGAUGGUGUCAAUGUCUGUAAUGUUAUUUGGAGAUUUGUAGCAUCAUCCUGUCACAAUACAAUGGACACUGCUCACAAAGGCAGAUUCCUCCUGAGUAAUGUCAGGCCAAAGUGUAAAAAAUUGUGUGCAAUAAAGGUUUGAUUCAGCAGCAGACCUGGUAGUGAAGUGUGCAUUUGCCAAUUUUUUUUUCAAAGAUUGGAAUGAUGUGAACUUCAAUUACACCAAUUUUUUUAAAAAGUUUCCAGUUUUGGAUCGUUUUAGUUCUUGUCUAUGGUUUUUGUAAGUGUUUGAUUAAAUAAUUAUGUUUAGGAUGUUUUUAAAUUAAUUCACAAACAUGCUAUGUUAAACAGAGCAUUUUUUCAUGUAAAACAAGUAAAAACUUUUAAUUCAGAUUCUUCGUAUUUUGAUGCAUUGCAAAUGGGAAAAUAAAAACAGCAGAGCACUGCUUUUAACAUAACCAACCUUAGCUAUAUGUUCUUUGUCUUCAAAAGGGAAGGGAGGUUUCUACCAAAGGUGUUUUCUCUAAAAAUAAGUUGCAUUGCAUCACAAAGUGAAGUGCAUGUAGUUGUUUAUAAAGAGAAUUUUUGGUGAUAUCUCAUAAAAUAAUUUUCUAUCCAGUCAAAAAUGGAAAAUGGUACUGUUCAUGAUAAACAUAACAAUAACAAUAAGAUUAUAUGUAUACAUCCAUUUGGUUAAGAUUUUACAGUCUAUGAAUGAGACGAUAUACUAAAAUGUUGAUUUCUUCCUUUUUAUGUUUCAGAUUUGUUGACAAUUGAUCCUCAUACACCAACACCUGAACCUGCCAGUUAUGAAAAAACAGAUGGACAGUGGUACAGUCACGAUGGAGUUGAUGUGAAAGAUACACAGCAGAGAAAAGGUAUGUUGGAUCCUGAAAUAAUGUAAGCUCCCAAAUGUCUACUGACUACUUCAAGGUGGUUUUUGUUGCAAACUAAAAAAAAUCAUGCCAAACUUGAGAAUUGCACAAUUAGAAAGGUUUGUCCUUUUUGUGCUAAUUGGUGCCCCCUGUACUUCAGAGUGCCUUAGAAUAACUCUCGAGGACGAGCCUGAUGGCCUUCACCCACCUCCUUUUCACACCAGAGACCAGCUACCAAUUUUGCUAAUUUGUUAUGGUAAUCACAGAGUAAAUCUUCCUCAACUCUCUCUUUCCUUUAGAAAUGAUAACAGUUUGUAGCAGUCCUCGUCCAGUAAACUUGGAAAGUUCAUUGGAAGUUGACUCACAAACAGAUUAUUUAAAGAUCGCAAAGAAAGGUGGAGGACAUAAAGGUACUGAUUUAAAACAAUUAUUGAUACAACUAUGAUUGCUUGUUGAAUUGUAAUGUCAUUGAAAGAAAUGCAAGAUCCUCUUUUUGUUAUAAAUUUAACCCAUUUAAGCCAGUGUGCCUUUGCAUAAAUCAUAUGAUAAAUAGCCAAAGCAAUGCACAUUAAAUGAUAUAGAUUGUCUGCUUUCAAGGAGAGACUUAAAGACAUUACGGGUAUGUGUAAAACAGUAGGAGAAACUAUUUCCAAAGAAAACAUGAUAGAUUCAUGUCAAAUGUUACAGAUAGAUUGAGACUACAGAAAGACAAUUGUUACAAUUCUCUUCCAUGUAGGCAAACCCGUGUCCAGAUUGAUUAUCAAGUAAUUUCAAGUCAAGUCAACUCAGAAGUCAUGAUGCACAUUUGUUUAAUCUACCCAAAAUUUGCUUGUUACUGAAAAACUAUGAAUUGAAAGCAAUUAAGACCUAACCUAACCCUAACCCUAAGCAAGUGACCAAUCAAGACAAAAGCUCUAUGCCAAAAAAAUCAAUAUAUUUUCUGUUGGAAGCAAAUUAUUUACAAAUUUCAAGCAUGAAGUAAGUCUAGAAUGGGAGCUCAGCUGACUCGAAAGUUGCAAAGCUUGUGCCUGCUUGACUUCAACAAGUUUAGUUCAUUUGCUGUUGGGAAUUUGUGACACUUUGCAAGAGGCAGAUUCUGCAAUGUUAGAUGAAGGGGCUUUAGUGUUGCUUCCAUGAGACAAACACCUAGCAUAAUGGGUUAAAGGUGUUUCAGGUGUCAGUUCAAUGUGGUUUUUAUGGAUGAAAAUGAUGUUUCUUUCUCCUGAUUUACAACCAUGCAGAUAGAUUUAAUCUUAACAUUUCUCUUGAGUUCUAGUUGUACUUCCUUCAUUUACAAAAGUAAGAGCAGGAAAAUGUGAAAAUCUUAACUGAAUAGGUUAUAAUGGUAGAAAUAUCAAAUUCUGAAGAGGAACACACUGAAUGUUUUGCAGAACAAACUUACCAUGGAAUUGAUAGGCUACAAGCCUUUGUAUAUAAUGUGUUGUUUUUGUCUUUGUUCCACCAGUUGUUGUGAUCCAUUGACAUAAUUGUUUGUACUGUGAUAGAUCUGCUGACAGUUGAACCUCACACACCCACACCUGAACCAGUCAGAUAUGACAAGAAGGAUGGACAGUGGUACUCACAUGAUGGAGUGGAUGUCACAGAAACACAGAAAAGAAAAGGUUACUGCAGUGAAUUACAUGUUUAUGUCUGCCACAGAGAGUAUUUUAAUUUUUCAGUCAUUUAUACUUCCCUAUCAAGUCAUAAUUUGUAGUCAUGCCAAAACAUAUUGUAAAAGUAUUCUUGUAAAUUUAAAAUUUAUUUUGAUUGUAUUACCAUCACAAAGUCAUAGAGGGUAUCACUAAUUGAGAAAUCCAGAUACAUUUGUCUAUCUAUGUGGUUGGUGUUGUGUUUGUUGAACAGAAUUAGCUGUAUCUAUUGAAGCUCAACAAGGCACUAAAACACUACUAGCAGCAGGAGGAAACAACACAGAGUACCUUGACUUGGCAAAGAAGGGAGGAGGACACAACAGUAGGCUCAUUAUUUUACUUGAUGUAUCUUUUCUGUAGUUUGCUGCCUUGUGUAUGUAUCCACAGUAUUUUAAAUUAAUAUGGCAAUGUAGAAUCAUGAAGUAAUGGCAAGGAAACCUUUAAGUUGUGAAUUAAGCCAAUUGGGCCUUUGGGCUUGAAAACACUCACUUGAAAUACAGGCUGAUUAAGUGGUAAAUGAACAAAAGAUACUGCAUGUAACAUGCUGGUAACUUGUUCUUUGUUUUUAUACCUGAAUACAACAGAUAAUUAUUUAAUGAGUGAAAGAAUAAAAAACAUUUUGCCUUCGACAGAGAAAAAGGUUAAUUAAUAAAUUAACUAGUAAUUAGUUAAUUAGUAAUAAAACUAAUUAUUGUUGUGCAAACAGUGUACAAGUCAUAUAUUUAGAGCCUCAAAAAAUUUUAGGAAAGCCCUUACACAUGUAUUUUCUUUUUUGUUAGAUUUAUUGACAAUAAGCCCACAUGCACCUACACCUGAACCUGUAAGAUUUGACAAGAAGGAUGGACAGUGGUACACACAUGAUGGAGUGGAUAUCAAAGAGACACAGCAACGAAUAGGUAAAUAGUAUUAUGUAGCAUGCAGUAAGUCUUUUGCUUUAACAAGAUUUAACACUUUGAAAAAUUUUAGUGUAUGUUUUUUCAAGUGAAGUCUAAAAUUAAUGUUAGCACUGGGUUUUCCACUUUAAUUGAUAAAAUUGUCUCUUAGGCUCUCUUUUCCCAGCAGUGGAUUCUAUUUCUUCUCCUUGACAUUCACUCAUGAACCUGUGUCCAUCCAUCCUGAUUUUUGUAAUCUAAUUACCAGCACAUGUGAAUGUGAAUCUUACAUCUCAUCACUUAUUGAGAUGCUAUUUGUUUCAACUGCAGCAUCGCAAAGUAUGUGUACAGUUACCUCUCAUAGUGGAUAAAAAAGAAAACUGUUGGUUGGCUAGAGUCAUCAGGGGAAAAUUGUUCCAGUCUAUAAUAAUAGAUAAUUACUUGGUUAAAUUGCAAAAAGCUGUGGGUCACAAUAGUCCAUUUUACAGUUGCAUGCUUAGUUGCCAAGCCUUUGGACAAGAGUAAGGCUAAGGGUAUUAUGAUACAAGCAUUAAAUUGCUGUUUUUCAAAUGUAAAUUACUUUGUUAUCAUGUUAACUAGAUACUGGUCUCUAUCACAACAAGGUCACCUUCAGCUUCACUCUAAAUGAAAGGCUUGGUAACUAAAUAUACAACUAUAAUUUCAGAAAUAUGCUAACCAGGCUGAAUUACAUACACUAUCAAUAGUUUGUUUACACGUCUCUGAGCAUUACUAUACAUAAUCAGGUUGUGUUGGAAUUAAUGGAAAAUUACAUGUGCACAGAGAGAGUGCCUUAUGCAUGUUAAUCAAUGAUGGGAAUGCAAUCAUUGCUUGAUAUUUUGUUGUCCAGACUCGAUUGUGUCACUUGAUGAUCAGAAGAACAGUGAGUGUGUCAUGGCUGCAGGAUGCAAUAACAGAGAAUAUCUUGAGUUGGCAAAAAAGGGUGGAGGACAUCAAGGUAACUGAUUAGUUGUACAGCAUGCUUACAUAAUUGUGGGACAUCACAUUGUUUGAUAUCUUUUAAAAAUAAAGACAUGUUUGUUACAAAUGGGCUAAUGUUUUACAAAGGCAAGUAAAUUUUUGCAGUGUUGCAGAAAUCCUGGGAAUAUGAGACUAGGGCCAAUGUCUAGCCCAAAACUUACUGGUAAAUCAGUCAGGAAAAUUAGGUAGUUUCUUGAUUUUUUUGCAGCUGAAAUGAAAAAGUUAAGGAUAAUCUCGCAUCAUUGACAGUCACACUCUGUAGAGGUAUCUGCAGCGACAGUCAAGGUCUUAAAUGAGGGGUUUGAUGAAGGGCUAAUCCUUCCAAACUAGGUGACUAGGCAUAGACUGAGGCUGUUCGCAGCUAAACAUGGCCUUGUAGAAGAAAUGUUGGAUAACAAUUUCUUUUCUUUCAUUGUAAGAAAUGUUUUGAGUGUACAUUAUGCAUCUGUGCUUGCAGAUCUGUUGUUAGUUCAACCCCACACACCCACCCCUGAACCUGUCAGAUAUGAAAAGAAAGAUGGAGAGUGGUACGCACAUGAUGGAGUGGACAUAAAAGAGUCACAACAGAGAAAAGGUAAACCCACCCACAAAAAUUGUGAAGCUGUUUCAUACAGCUGGUGACUUUUCAACAACUCUAUGAGUCAAGUUGUUACCCAAGUUCUUUGCAAUCAAUGUUGGAUAGGGAGUUAAUGGUAGUUUGAUAUUCAGUUGAUUAUGAGAUCCUCUACAAUACACUGAAGCAACUUGCUCUUUCCAAGACCUGUAAUGAAGACCUUACAUUCAGUAAUUUUUCAUCAAUAAUUAAUUUGACAGAACAUAACACAUGAGGGAAUGUGUAUAGACAGUUUGACAAUAUUGAUACCAGUCUUGGUGUUUUGUUUACUGGAUAACCACAGGUUUAAACAUUCAGAUUGUAUAUUUUAUACUGUGUCCUUACAGGUAUGGAUGACUGACUGAUUUUAUUUUUGAGGGAAGAUUUUCCUCUCAUUCAAAAAAAGUGUAAAAUGUUGCGAUGACUGCAAUUUCUCUGAACAAGAGGCACCAGCUCAGUGCUUAUGUAGGAGUGCUGUACCCAUAUUAUUCCAAUCAAGGGAAAUUUGAAGAAUCUGGUUAUUUUAUAUAGAUUUGUCUGUGACCCUGGAAAGUAUUCCAGAAGAUUUAUCAGCUGCAGGAGAGCACAAUGGUGAUUAUCUUAAAACUGCCAGACAAGGGGGACGUAAAGGUAAUAUUUGAAACCAUAUUCAUGGUAUGGUGCAUGCAUAAUAACUCCAUAAAUGUUCUUGUGGAAAAUUAUGUCAAAAAUUUAUUAUGAUUGAAAGUGUUGAUAAAAGUUCUCUUGUUAUAAUAUUGUUAGACUUGUUAACAGUAGAGCCUCACACGCCCACCCCUGAACCAGUCCGAUAUGACAAAAAGGAUGGACAGUGGUACACACAUAAUGGAGUGGAUGUUAAGGACACUCAACAGAGAAAAGGUUUUAACUCUUUCUCUUACUUGAACUUGAACAUUUUUGUAUUAUCCAAAGCAAUAUCAGGCGGCCUGAAAUGAAAAUCAAGCAACUAGUUGACUAUUGUGUGUAAUCUCUGCGGCAACAAGCUUUUAUGAAAAGUUUUGACAAGAUUACGUGAGCAUGCUUUGCAAAUUCAAUAGUUUUUGUUAAAUAGUUGAUGUAGGAACAUAGAAGUCUUUCAUUUCCUUUUCUCUUUCCUCUACAAAUAAUUAACUAGCUCAGGCACUUGUGGAAAAUACCUCAAGAAAGUGAGACAUAAAAUAGUUGCCCCAAGGGCAAGGUAGAAUUUAAAUAUUUUCCAUGCCUUGAUCACAAAACAUCAUUAAUUAAAAACAUUGGAUUUCGAGGAAAUUAGUGAAUGUCACAUGAUGGACACUUACAUUGUUGGUGUAACUUCUCAUUAGAAAUGGUAACAGUUGCAAGCAGUCCGCGUCCAGCAAACCUUGAUAGUUCAUUGGAAGUCGACACGGAAACAGAUUACUUAAAGAUUGCAAAGAAAGGCGGAGGACAUAAAGGUUGUUCUAUAAACUUGAUAAAUAAUAAUACUAUUCAUUUGAGUACUUAAUAGUAGUUCUCGUGACGUCUAAGUUAACGAGCAGGGUUUCCAUUAUCAAGCCUGGUCAGACAUCUCUUCUAGUGUGCCAGCAAUGGUUUGCUAGUGCAUCUAGCAAAUAUGCCGGAGCAGUUUAAAAAAAUAUGAAAAUAUAUUUAUUUGCCAAGGGUAACCAAUCUGAAUUUGUGGUUUCUUUCAAUUUAUUAAAAAAAAAUUGAACUAGAGAUUGAGGCUAGUGAUAGUCUAAAACCUACAAGCGUAAAGUGAAUUGUUACCAUAAGGCUAGUUAGUCAUUGUGAAGAUCCAGGAACAUAAAGAAGGUGCACUCUAUGUUUAUAGUAACGGGAAACUGUUCUAUGGUAGAUCUGUUAACAGUAGAACCUCACACGCCCACUCCUGAACCAGUCAGAUAUGAUAAAACAGAUGGACAGUGGUACAAUCACGAUGGAGUUGACGUUAAGGACACGCAGCAAAGAAAGGGUGAGUUUAAUUAGGUGUUGGGAAGAAUUUACUGCAUCGUUUGAACCUCUGGAAGAAUCUUGGAAAGGCUGAAAGCAUUGUUGACAAAUGUCAUUGAAUUGACUCUCCUUAUGUCUGUGUUUCUGCUUCCUCAUAUUUACGGUUUCAAUCCUUGGUUACACUCAAAUUCAGUUUUACCACUGAAAGUGAGAAGUGAGUUUUAGCAACUGAAAUGUUAAGUCUGGUCGCUAGCACGAUAACACGAAUACAUGUAUUUUUGUUCAAUCAACAAUUGCUAGUGGGAACAUGUUUGUAAGAAUUUUUAUCUUACACCAAAAUGCAAAAUUCCUUUUCCAGUCUGUCCAUCUGGUGACUGAGAAGGUUUGGUAGCAAUUUGUCAUUUGCAUCAAUAAGGUUUCGUCAGUCUUUGCGUUUUGAAAAGCAAUUACUGUUGAAGCUCCUAUGGGCAGAAACCCUCGAAGGUGUUUGUUAAGGGAGCUUGCAACUUUCGAGAAUAGGUCGCGUGAGCAGCCACCUGCGCUAGAACUUUGUGAUAAUUGUUGAACUGUUUUCCUCUUACUCCCUUGUCAAUCUUCGUGGUGAAAAAUCGAACGUCGUGAUGAUUAAAUCAGAAUGGAAAGUUGUGACAUAAUUCCCUACGGUAAAAUGUGAUGAUUUUUAUAAAAAGAAUAUUUGGCUCUCUGGCGUUACAAUGUGUAUGUGAGAUUGGUGUUUCGUUAGUAAAGCUUGUCACCGUAACCCAAGAUAAUUAUGUUAGCUAGUCUACCAGCUUUAGUAAAGUGUUUGUGAUCGGUGUAUUGGAUCGGAAAAAAUUAUGGAAGAGGGAGAUAAAAUGUAGCAUUCGCUCUCUAGGAAACAUUUUUAAUGCAACAAGUAUAACUCUAGAUGUGUUUUUAUUUUUCAUUGGUGAUCUCUAUGUUUGUAUUCUAAGCAAUGAUCUCUGCAUCUCGAAGAGGCAAAUCGAAGGAAGCAAAACUCACACCAUAUGUUUUGAGCUUCUGUUGUUGUUAGCAACAGAUCAACAUCCUCAGUCAGGUUUAGCAAUUUACUUGAUUGAUACUGAAGACCUAGAGUGCAAAGAGGAGCAGCUUCCAUUUUGGGUGCGCUUUGAGUGUACAUAUUGAGUGUUGUAAUUUGGUUUUGUUCUUCAAUGUCGAGUUUUUAAAAAACAAUUCAUAGCUAGUAUAUGUUGAUCAUUGGCAAUUGAUUUUGUCGAGAUUAUAAGAAAGUGCUUGUGCACUUCAUGAUGUUUUGAUAGGAUGUCAAAUUGCGCACGCCCAUGGGUUGUUUAGUCACCCGAAAGCGUUUAAAACAUCACCGAUGUUCAUAAUUUACGAAAUGCACUCAGGUUCAAUUGAUUUCCUUCACUUAAAGUUAGACGCGAUAUUUAUUUUUUAGAAAUGGUCACAGUGUCUUCAAGUCCACGCCCAUCGAGUGCGCCAAGUUCUGAAAAAAUUCCGAUAGAAACUGAUUAUCUCAAGAUUGCUAAGAAAGGUGGAGGGCAUAAAGGUUAGUGGCAGCCUAAAGCAACUAGUCUAAACCAAUAGGCUGGAUUCUUGAAAUUGGUAGUUACUUAGUGUUACUAUUUAAUUAGCCUUUUUUAGUUGCAUAGAGAUGAAAUAGUCCUUACACAGUGAUCUAUGUUUUAUACAAAUAUUUUUGCCAGUUCUGAUGCUAAGAGUGAUAUGGACACAGGAUGCAUAGAUUCCGUUAGAUACAAUUGUAUUAGUACCAAUAAAGGAUGAUGUUGGACUGCUUUAAGACAGAAAGCAAGACACUUUCGUGAACAAAAAAUGGCUUUAUUGUGCAUAGCAAACUGAAGAAUUCGAAUAAUCCUAUAUAAGAGAUGUUUUGUUAAAAAAAUGGCUCAUUGCUCAAAAAGAAAAAAAAGUAGAGAAACGUCCGCUUCAAAGUAGGUAUAUUUUAAUCACAAGUCUGCGAGCAAAUUAGUAGAAUUGUUUAGUGAUUCUCAGUUAUGUCCUAACACAUUGCCAUGUGUUUUAGAUCUUUUAACACUAGAACCCCACACACCCACCCCUGAACCAGUCAAAUAUGACAAGAAGGAUGGACAGUGGUACACUCAUGAUGGAGUGGAUGUCAAAGAAACACAGAAAAGAAAAGGUGAAUACUCUGUCUUACACUGUAAAUUGUCCUUUGGUCUCAAACUGUGUUGAAUGAAUGAACCUGCUUCCUUUUUUUAGAAAUGGUAACGGUUUCUAAAAGUCCGCAUCGAUCAGACUUGGCCGGCUCAAUGAACGCCCAGAAAGAAACGGAUUACUUGAAGAUGGCCAAAAAGGGUGGAGGACAUAAAGGUGAGAGAUCGCAAUGUGACAGUUAUCGCUAAGCAUUCUUUCAAAUUGCGUCGAUUUAAUUUCGAACAAGUUAUUCCCUACAAUUUUCUUUGUGUACAUUUUUCUAAUGAUCUAAUACGAUUAAUGCUUGCUUAAUGUUGUUGUUCAUGUACAUCAAAAUUUGUUUUUGGGCACCAUGUGAAAGCAGAAUCCUGCUGUCGCGGACUCUUUGUUGUUGUUUAGGAUAUCUUCAAUGAUAAUAAGAGUUAACUACAUGUGCUGACAGCUCCGCUGGUCUCAUUCCUCAAUCUGUCCAACGACACUCAAUUAUGUGAAGAGGAUACUUGAAAUUUUAAAAUGUAAUAAGAUUGUUACACCUGUCCAGCAGUGAACUGUGUAAAGAUUGACUCAUUUGAAUUUUGUUUUAGAUCUUCUAACUGUUGAGCCACACACUCCAUCCCCAGAACCACAGAGAUACCAAAAGAAUGGAGGAGACUGGUACAGUCAAAAUAAUAAGGACACAACAAGUAUGUUGCAGUCUUACUGUCAUGUUGUGUGGAUUACAGAAACCGUAGCAACAACUUACCAUGCAGUUAGGGAUUUCUCAAAACGGUCUUUUUUUCGUAUAUUUGACAAUAUCUCGCGGAAGAUAUUUCUCUUUUUUCUUUUUUCAACAAUUGUUGAGUUUAGUUAUCAGUAUUUAUAUAUUCACACUUUUUUGUUGUUCAUAAUCCAGAAUUUUGUAAGUCCUACUCGAUAUUGCUGUGCAUUUAAGAAGUGCUUUUGCACUUGAAAAAAGUUAUUUUGUACUAAUGCUCACUAUGAACUGUUUGAGUUCACGAUCCAGAUUAUUUAUUUAGCUAUAUGUCAAUCUGCUUGUGUAAGUAGGAGCAACAGUUUCCCCAUCCAGUCCAUCUAAAGGCAACAAUAGCAGUGCAACGGACUAUUUAAUGUUGGCCAGGAAGAGUGGCGGACAUUCUGGUAUGUUGUUGAUUCAGUCGUUUUGAAACGGAGUUUGAAAAGCUUUGUCUGUUUGUGCCUUUUCUAUUCUGCAAAUAACUCUGCAUUUAAUCAAUCUUGCUAAUUUUUGUAUCGAUUUAUGGCUACUGUUUGGUAUUGGGGGGGGAUUCCUUAUCGGCUCCUUUCGUACAUUUUACAACGACUCAGCUAUGAACGGGAUUUUACAAUAGUUUAGAAACUCAACAAUGUCGCGAAAUAGCGCCCAGCUCUUCUUUCUGUGAAUGGUUUUAAACAACACUUAUGGAAAUGCCAUUUUUUGUUCCGUAGCAGCAACUCGAAGUCCUCGUAAAAACACAGAAAAUUCAAAAGUAUACAACACUAACACAGAAUACCUUAAAAUGGCUAGAAAAGGUGGAGGCCAUAAAGGUAGUAGCGCUAACAUAAUAUGUAAUAUGAUAUAAGUCUUAUUGUCCAUAAUGUUCGCUUUGUAAAAUGUAUUCUAUAAACAAGGCUAAAAGGUUAAAAAAUUAAAAUGUUUAAACCAAACGUUUUCGGCUGUUUGCCAUCAUCAGGGUUAAAAGAUGACCGUCCACACGUACAUAUAUAUCUUAUGUAAUUCCCGACGGGAAAAGUUUGGAGACAUAAGAAAUAACUUUUAUUCUAGGCUUAUUAAUUACUAAUUUAACCCAUAAUGUAAAGAGUGACGUAAGAGGUGUGAAAGGAAGCACCAACAAAACAAAAAAAAGGUAAUUCAUUGAACGAGAGUGAAUGUUAAUCCCAUUACGGAAAAUGGUAGUGUAAUGCUUGCAUAAUUAAGUAAUGUUAAAUAAAUUUUGAAAUAACGUUUUGGCAUCAUAAAUAUAAUUUGCGAAAAGAGAUCAAUUCGAAAACAUGUUGUGUUCAAAGCACUUUGUUAUACUAACCAUAGGCUUUAUUAUGAUCAGAAUUAAGAGCCAGCCACCGAUUGAACUAAGUAUAACUCUUUAUUCAUGUUAGUUGGUUGAAAAAACUCGAGGAAAACAGUUACGGGAGGUCUGCGCUUUUGAAGCCUUUUGAGUGACUCAGAAGUCUUUUUUAUUGGGCUCGCGACAAAUUUUUAACAUCUUUCUUUCGCUUUUCCGUACUUCUUACGCCUGUUGUGCCCAAACUGACAGUAAUUCGCUCUGGUUAGGUUAGGAAUCGAUAAACAAAAAUCAAUUGAACCCACGUAAAGGUAAAGUGUAAAUAGCAAAUUUUCAGUGAAACGAGGUGACCGUGAUGAUGCAGCAUAGAAUCUUGGUUAUGUACAUCCAAAUUCUCGGGUUUAUGAAAGCUAACCAACUUGAAGACAGGUUAGUAAAGAGUAAAUGAUGUGGCAUUCGAUGCAGCAUUCCUUUAAGAACAAGCGCACUUUAUGUAAGAAUAGAGAAUUGCCUCAUAUCCAUACUAUUGUACUCAGGGGAAUUUUUCCACGCAGAUCUGUUGACCAUGGAGGCCCACACACCAUCUCCUAAGCCACAGAGAUACCAAAAGAAAGGGGGGGACUGGUACAAUCAAGAUUAUGUUGAUGGAAGUAAAACGCGAGGGAAAAAAGGUACUACUUUAUUGAUUGUCUGUAUAUCAUAUAUCCUUUCCUUUGGCAGGAGAAAAAACAGUCUAAAGAGGUACUCUCUCCAAUAUAUAUAUAUAUAUAUAUAUAUAUAUAUAUAUAUAUGUAUAUAUAUAUAUAUAUAUAUAUAUACAUAUCCGUUGGACAAUGUUCUUAGAGUCGGUUUGUUAACGAUGAUAUCAUUGGGAUUUUUAGAACCAAAGGAAAACAUGUGAAUCUACAAACAUUUUUGGGCUACAUAAUAUUUUCUUGGUUUGUUUUUAUUUUCAGGAACUCGGAAUCAAAAUGGUGACCCCCCGAAAGAAAUCAGCACUGAAACUGAGUAUCUUAAGAGAGCACGGAAAGGAGGGGGCCACAAAGGUAAAUAUUCACCUCGUAGUAGCUGGCAACCAAGUGAACAGUAUAUUUUUCGUUAAUGUUAUGAGAUGAAGUCUCCAUCCCCCCAAAUUUUCCCUUGUAGGAACCGUAGAUCUGAGUCACUUAAAAAGGCUUCAAAAAAGUUAUUUUUAUUCGUGGGUCAAACACAGGCUGUGUACAUAGCCAGGAGCGGUACGACUAAACAUUUUGUAGGGAUAAGGGAAAGUGACUGUAUUGUGUGUAAAAUAUUUUUAACCUUCUCUGCUGAUGUUGGCUUAAAUUACAAGGCUUCAACCUGCUUGACAGUCUUUUGUAAUUGUUAAUUCUUGGCCUAGAUUUGCCGUGACCCAGAGGUAAUAAUAACGGUACAAAAAGGGAAGCUAGGGAAGUUAAGAAGAGAUAAUAACUGUGUUUUUUGUAGACCUUUUAGCAACUGAAGGUCAUAAACCCAGUCCCACCCCCAGGAAUUCAGAAAGUAAGCUCGGAGACUGGUACUACCACGAUGGAAUUAAUGGCAAAGAGUCACUUCAGAGGAAAGGUGUGUUCUUCAACUGAGAGUUAUCCAUAUGUAGCUGGUUCUCUAUCUAUCUCAAUGUAACAAGUGGUGAUUAUUAAUGAUUAGUGAUUAAUUCCUUUCGUAGUCAAUGUCAACUACAUGUACCUGUUUCUCUUUUGUUGUUUUUAUUUUUCUCAUUAAUGACAAUAACAAUUCGCUUCUACAGAAUCUCCCGCUAAUAGUCCAAGAAAAUCAAACGUGGACAGUUCACCGGCUUCCAGUGAAUACUUGAAAAUGGCGAAGAAAGGAGGAGGACAUAAAGGUAUACAAACAGGAGUGUCUUAAGAUAAAAGCUGUAAUGAAAGUUUCUCAUUUGACAAAAAGGUUUGCCUCCACGGCAAAAGGUUUAGAAAACUACCAGGACAAUGGUAAGCUGACUUGUAAUCCUGAGUGCUUUAUUCCUGCUAUAAGUGAAGGUAACGUCUCUGUUUCGGUCGGGAUUAUUCAAGUACUAGUGAAAGUUAGGAGGGACUCAAAACAAUUCUGAAACCAGUAAAAUGUUCUUGUUCACACACAAUUUGGAACAGGCAACUUUUAGAUACCUAGAAUUUGCUGUUUCUCUAAGGAUUUUAAAAAAAACAAUCUUCGUCAUUUGCGGAUUGAGCAACCUUCACAAUCUCUGUGGAGUAGCGUAAAGAAAAUUUUAAACUGUAUAUCUAUCAUUUCUCUGACUUGUUUCUUAAUAACAAAAAAUAAUGCGUAGGUCUCAAUCGGUCAAUUAAUAUGGGUACAUCACAGGUCUUUUUAUUUUGGGGAACUUGGACUACUAACAGAAUAUCUCUAUAAGGCAAAGAGUAUUUAUGCGCGUUCAAACGAGAACCAGUGACAUAUUGUCGAGAAAAUUGUACUGGCUGCUAAUUUACUGGCGUUCGGCGUACAACCACGUUAGCUUCACCUUUGGAGGGUGCUUCUUUCAGAGGACUUCAUUGUAUUUCAGUGAAACAUCACAUUCUUGGCCAUGCUCAUUUCAUAAUGUAAAGGGAGUUGUUGCCUUUGCGAUAGCGAUAGACUUCGUGCUAGUCCUCGUCUGUUGUUGAAUGAUUAACAUUUUCUUAAAUGUAUCGGUUACAGACUUACUUAUGAUGACACCUCACCAAGCCAGCCCGAAGCCAAAUCAAGUAAAGAAGCAAAAUACAGGUGGAUAACAUCCUUCCCUUUCGUCAUAAAGUUUAACUGUGCGGGAAACGUUCUUUGAAAUUAGUAGACAUGAUAACCCACUAUUGAAAAUGAAUGAAAGUACCACUCAACGUGAAGGGUUUCGUUCGCCAUAAUCCUCUUUCGGAACAGUAAUGCAGUCCGUCAGAAAUCUUGUCUUUUCUAUUUCUGGCAGUCCCUUUUUGCAUCUCAGACUUAUGAUCCUUAGAUUUUAUUGAGAAAAACGGUCAGUCAUUGAGUAAUCAUUGUGAUUCUUCUUAGAUACAACCCCGGUAAACAGCCCCAGGACUGUAAGUAGCUCGAGUAGGGACUCCACGGAAUACCUCAGACUUGCCAGAAAAGGUGGAGGCCAUCCAGGUAAGAGAAAUUCAGAUAACAGUGAUAUACGGUUUGAACCUUCAUUAGCUUUGAUUAAUUGCCUAACUGGGUGAAUUUAAAUGGCAGAUCUUCUCAACAACUCCCCACGACAGUCUGACUCUUCAGUUGUAAACCGUUCUGAUGCAAUGGAUAGUUCACGCAAAAUUGGUUAGUUUUACCUCGAGAACUGUAUGACUUAGUGAUGUACUUUUCUCGUUAUAGUGUUUCGUAGUUUAGAGCUACCUUAAACAGUCUAACUCUACAUUUUAUGUACAUAUUUUUAACUUCACUCAAAGAUUUAUCUUAAUAUAGCAACUGAAAUUCAGUUAUAAGAAAUGGGGUCGCCAGGCUCGUUUUGAGCUAUAGGCACAUAAGGCAAAAAAGGUGUCUAUCAGAGGAUGUAGUGUUGCUAUGGUGUCCUUUAUUGUUACAAUUUGUUAAGAAAUAAUUGGGUAUUUUUUUUAACUAAUUUCGAGGAACAGCUUGGAAACUACGAUCCAUCAGAGAAUCGUGUUUAGCUCUUUAACUCCCGCGAGUGACCAAGACAGAAUUUCCCCCUACUAUAUCUAUACAGUAUCAUGCAGACAAGUGAUGAAAAUAAAGAAAAGUAUCAAUUAUGGGAUAACUAAUUGAUCCGAUACCAAAUUCUCCAAACUAACAUAAUGAGAAUCAUUUGGCAGACAGUUAGGAGAAAAACUAAUGCCGCGAUCUUGGGAGUUAAAUGGCUAAUGAUAAGGACACCAUUUUGAGGCACCUUACUAAUUCAAGCCACCUUUAACAUGCAACAGCCUUGAGGUGAAAAGUGAAAGAUCCAAAAGUAAGACAUCAAACAGAUUUUGAGAGAAAACUUUACACUGAAGAUUUGCGUCGUGACACACUUUGUACGCGAUUUGAGUGGCUGAGAUAAACGGGUGUUAUUCAACUGCCCAUUUCUUAUUUUAUCAUAUUAACUGCUAUGCAAAAUUGGAUAUUGUUUCAACCCUUGACAACAUAAAUCAUCUUACAAGUGUAUUGUCAGCCUAGUCUCCUUCACAACCAUUUUUUUGGCCUUGUCGCCCUCUAUCUCUAAUCACCUUCCCCUAACCACGUUGCUUGAAGAGAUUAAACAACAGCUUUAGAGUAAUCUAUUGUUUGACACUCCUUGAACCACCUCGUGCACCCUUACUAACGUGACAUUUGUGUUUUUGGUAGAACCCAAUACGUCUUUAAGGCGAAGUGCAAGUAUGCGGCACAGAGGUCCAGUAUCUGACUAUCUUGGUAUAGCUCGUAAAGGUGGUCACCACAAAGGUUUGUCAGCCUUUAUAUUGCCUAAGGAGUACUUUGAACUCCUUGCUUGUAAUUCUCUAAUUUGAUUUAUUAAAACAGUUUGGAGUGGGUUCAUAUUGUUCAUUCUAUUCAGCAACCGUCUGUUGCAUAAUUCCACCUUUCACAUCAGGUUACUCAAGCUCCUAUUAUUUACUUUUUUAUUUUCCUUAUGAACAGAUCUGUUAACAAUGCCCGAGACGAGUAACUUCAGAAGAGGUUUGUAAAUUGUAUUUGCUUUGUUUGAAUUGUGGCACAAUUUCCAGUUAUGGCGUGUAGGAAACAUGUCAUGCAGUAAUAGAGCAGGCGGUAAUCUGCUCACGUAUUUAUUAUUUCGUUCACAGAUCAAGAAUCACGCAGAAGUCUACGAAGGUAGGAAACAAUCUUUGAAUGAGUAUAACAUUGGCUCUACGUGUUUAUAUCAAUUCCCUAUUUUGUGGUGUUGUGACUUACAAGAGAGAUGGUGAAAUGUCUGAGAAACUUAGCAGCUGUAUUUGUAAGGAUAAAUUAUGAUCAUUAGCACUGAUGCAUAAUUUUGAACUUGUUGUGAAAACAGUGUCUAAAAAUAGUACGUAAAAAUACAGUGGGUAAAAAAAUCAUGAGCUCCUUCUCUGAAACUGCUUAGGUUAGGUUAGUUCAGGAAAGUCUGCUUAACUGUGCCUUUUACACCUUACAUAGCUUCAGAAGCCCUAUUACCUCUCAAGUUGAUGGGCCGCCAAGACCCAGGACAGCUGAGCCUCGUCAGCCAGUGUGGAUGGGGGGCUCUGGACCUGAGAGAGUCAGCACUCCAGUGAAAAGGACUCUGAUUGCGCCAUUUGCUUCCCAUGAGGGCUCUCCAGGGUAACUGUCUUUGAUAACUGAAAUUUCAUGAUUAAUUAUUUAACCCUGACGGGUGAAGGAUAUUGUCUCGCUUUCCGCCUUGAAGUGCUUUAUGUCAGUAUAGUCAGGGUGAAAAAACUUUCAAUCUUGAAACACAAUCCUCCAAACGACGAUAUGCAGUCGAAAAUUCUUAUUUGACGAUUUCUGUGCAAUUUGAUCUGAUUUUUGACAAGAAAGGUAUGUUGUCUAACAAGACCAAGAAAUGUAAAAUUGAAGCCCUAUCGUCAGGGUGUCCUUUGAAGGAGACUGGAUACAGUUUUUUUUUAAUCUCUAACUAGCUAUGUUUUCGGUUAUUCACAGUUUAUUUUUGAAAAUAUAAAACAAUGUUUUCUUUUCUAAUGUGACUUUUUAUUUCUCGCUUAUGUGGAAUCUCUUUUUUUCCUUCCGUAGGGCGGCACGGAACCCAGAUAAAAUUUAACACGACAAACUACAUCUCAUCAUCAUCAACAGAUUUAACCGGCGAUCCGAGAAACGACUUAUUUAAAUAAUUUUCAUGAAGUAAUUUUGUCAAACGCUUGGUGAAUAAUUUAUAUAGUAGUUGUUUAGACGUAGAAAGGAAAGUUUAAUGAAACCAUAGAGGUAACAGAUAAUGUCAAAUGAAACAUUGCUGUCUUAGAUUCUAAAUCGUUGUAGUUUAAAUUAGGUUGUUUUAGCAAAUAAGUAACAAUUUCAAUUUUUGAAUUAAUGUUUAUGCAAUUAGAUAAGGAACACCAGUGAACGCAAAUUUUGCAAUGCAUUAGAAUUUAUAUCUGAAUAAGUAUUGAAUGAAGUAGUUAGGAAUAGUUCAGGUUAGUCUACGGGAAUUUUUUUGAGUCAUUUUACGUUAAUAGAAAAGGUAAAAGGGAUUUAAUUUUCAGCUACAUCAGUUUUUUCUCCUUUUCAUUGUGAUCACUUUGUUCGUUAAAGUUAAUAAAGGGAAAGCCAUUUAUUGAUAAUUUUUUGUGAAGUACGCUGGAAAUAACACCAAUCUCAAAGGUCGCGAAACUAUUAGUUAUAGUUGAAGCGCAAUUUUUAUUUCUUUGUAAAUGUGGGAAAACACUCAAUAGAUUAAUUUUUCUGUAUCAAGCCAUUUCUUUGGGCUGACGCAACAAGUUACCGUGUGCGCUGCCAAAAGAGUAGCUUGUUUGUAACUGAUAUGCUCAAGUCACAGAAUACUAUUUCUUAUAAAUAUAUGUGAUAUUUAAUAUAAUUUACGAUACUUCAAGUCUCCGUUGAGAGUUGUCUUUCCUUUUUCAAACAAUCGGCAUUAUAAGUUUAAGCAUGAAAAUUGCACUUUGAGUAAAUGUAGAGGCUGUCAAUUACUUCAUUUUACUUCAUUUUGCUUCACGAUUCAACGAAAUUACCAGUUGUGACAUAGCUAUAAACGUUGUAAGCCAAGGGGAUGAUAGAUUUUAUCUCUCUCCAUGGGACCAGUAGACGUAGCGGGGGAAGGAGUUCAAGAUCUCAAUGGGGUGUUGGGGGGGGGGGCGCCUUUGAAUGAAUUAAUGCACUGUAAGGUAAUAAGUGCGAGUCUUUCUUGAAAACCCUUUACAGCGUCAGUGGCAGUUUCAAGGUGUAUGGGAAUCUUACAUAGAGUUAGCAUGUAGAAGUUUUUGGUAUUUAUGGAGUACCAUUUUAUCCUUGAAUUGAUCCUUUGCUCCAAGUGAAGGGUGUUUCAGUGCGAGACCUUAUCUUUAUAGAACUGUCGGCGAUAUGUAUAGAUUUUGUAGGAUAGAAGCCGCUGGCCUUGUUGCAGAGUUUAGGAUCGAAGUGAAAAUAACUUAUGAUUUCAUUUCUGAACGUUUUCAAGCGUUUUUCAUUAACACCAUAUGUGCAUGCCUUAUUUCUAUUUUACGUCGCUUGUAUUUAUUAUGUUCAGCUUUUAAGAUAACCCCCGGGACUGAAGAGGUCAAGAUCAUUUUGAAUUAAUCCUUUAGCCUCUUAGUUGCUGUCUUAAUCGUGAUACGGUUAAAAAUGUCCCAAAAAAGAUAAUGAUAAAUAUACAAAAUUUCAGAAUUUUGAAGUCCAGUUGUGACCACUUUGGCCAUUUGUU
This is a messenger RNA of Pocillopora meandrina, 29879 nucleotides long. Lineage: Eukaryota; Metazoa; Cnidaria; Anthozoa; Scleractinia; Pocilloporidae. The record is from the annotation of a GenBank genome assembly.